AUGGAAAAUGUGUGGGACCAGACAAGUGUUCGUGCUUCACAGGAUAUCGAGGACCACACUGUGAUGAAGGUGGAGUAUGUGAACGAGUGCGGUUUGCAGAAGAGACGGUGUUCCCAGCGCUGCAUGAACACACCAGGCAGCUACCGUUGUUACUGUGAGCCGGAAUACACCCUAAAAGCAGAUGGAUACACCUGCAUCAGAGAUACCACAUGUUUCUCUCUGCGCUGCCAGUUUGGUUGCCAGGUGGAGAGAUGGGGAACACUACAGUGCCUGUGUCCGCCUGGCCUCCACCUGGCAGCUGAUGAUAAGAACUGUGAAGAUGUAGAUGAGUGUCAGAAGGCUGAUGUGUGUCCACCGCAGCUGACCUGCAAGAACACAUUCGGCAGCUUCGUUUGUGUUUGCAAAGAUGGCUUUGUGAUGGGAAGCCUGCGGGGAUCUGUGGAGUGUCGAGACAAGGAUGAGUGUCUGAUUGGAAAUCACAUGUGCAGCCGCCAUGCUCGGUGCAUUAACACAGAGGGCUCCUACACCUGUCGCUGCUUAGAGGACCACUUUGGCAACGGACGCUCCUGCCGGCCCAGGAGAGCUCCACAGUCUAAGGCUGCCAUGUACUUCAACUACAGACUGUCCAAAAGGACCAGAGCUGUCCGCACUGCGGUUUAGAUCCAAAAGGCUCCAAUAAAAAUGAAAUAAAUCCACUUAAGAUAAAG
Molecule: messenger RNA, 707 nt
Organism: Cyprinodon variegatus (sheepshead minnow)
Lineage: Eukaryota; Metazoa; Chordata; Actinopteri; Cyprinodontiformes; Cyprinodontidae
Product: nephronectin-like
Exons: 5
Coding region: 1-660 (219 amino acids)
Molecular function (GO): calcium ion binding
Source: RefSeq, a predicted model, not a curated record